UGCCCCCCCCCCGACGCCGCUCUCUCCCCCGCAGCCCCCCCCUCUCUGGAUGCGGGGUCCCCUGGGUGGCGGCGGGGGCGCGGGGGGCUCAGGCCAUGGCUGAGGGCCCCCUGGCCCGCGCCAUCCGCGCCAAGCUGGAUGCGGCCCUGCAGCCCACCCACCUGCAGGUGCUGGACGAGAGCCCCCGCCACGGCGGCCCCCCCGGUGCCGAGAGCCACUUCCGGGUGGUGGUGGUCAGCGAGCGCUUCGCCGGGCUCCCCCCGCUGCAGCGGCAUCGCCUGGUCCACGCGGCGCUGGACACCGAGCUGGCCGGCCCCCUGCACGCCCUCGCCAUCGUCGCCAGGACCCCCCAGCAAUGGCAGCAGGACCCCCCACGUCCCCCCCCGCCCCCCUUGCCUGGGGGGGGUCUAAGCAGGAGCAUCCCGCCGGCGGGGAGCGGGGGGCACCCCCGUGAUCAGUGAUGGUGGCGCUGGGGGAGCCCCCCACCCCGUGAUGCUGCGGGGGGGGGGGUAGAGCCCUGCGGGGGUGGGGGGCAGUUGGGGUGACCCCCCCCUCCCCCCCUUGGUAUGGCACCCAGCCACCCCGUGGGUCCCAGCCUGACCCCAUCCUCUGCACAGCCCCCCCUGCCCGCUCCCACCUUGGGGGGCUUUGGGGGUGCCCCUCUGCCCACUCCCACCUUGGGGGGGGGUUAGGGGUGCCCCCCCCACCUGCUCCCCAUCAUCUGCACAACCUCUCCCCUGCUGCCCACCCCCACCUUGGGGGGGGGGGGUGCCCCCCUCCCUGCUCCCUACCUUGGGGGAUUUGGGGGUGCCCCCCCCCGCCCACUCCCACCUUGGGGGUGCCCCCCCCCCCACCUGCACCCUGUCCUCUGCACAACCCCCUCCCCACCCGCUCCCACCUUGGUGGGUUUUGGGGUGCCCCCCCCCCCCUCCCCGCUCCUUACCUUGGGGAGGGUUGGGGUGCCCCCCCCCUCCCACUUUGAGGGGGUUAGGGGGUGCCCCCCUCCCUAUUCCCACCUUAGGGGUAGGUCUGGGGGUGCCCCCAUCCCUCUGCAAAACCUCUUCCCCCUGCUGCCUACUCCCACCUUGGGGGUGCCCCCUCCCCUCCCACCUUGGGGGGGGGCUUUUGUGGGUGCCCCCCCCCUCAUUUAAUUUCGAAGGCGCAUCCUCCCUCCUGCACCCCAAAAAAUAAACGCUCCCUCGGGGGCAGCUUGGAAA
Messenger RNA from Falco peregrinus (peregrine falcon), 1217 nucleotides. It is a transcript of the gene BOLA1, whose product is annotated as bolA family member 1. The record is from RefSeq and is a predicted model, not a curated record. Gene Ontology annotation, cellular component: mitochondrion. NCBI's taxonomy places the organism in Eukaryota, Metazoa, Chordata, Aves, Falconiformes, Falconidae.